AUUCCUGCGGUAUUUUAGAUUUGAUACAUUAACACUGUGCAUGACAUAAAAUUGCUCUAAUUCAUCUACUGUUAUGUCCCAAAGCUCACCAAAGACCACUCUAUGCUACUACAUGUGUUGCAAAAGUUAAUCUAGGCAAACAUUACUGAUAUGAGCAAAGUCUAUUAUGACUCUUCUUGUGUACACAGUUUUGUGGUGUGUUUUUAGCAACAACUGGUCAACUAACUGGACUUUCCCCUUAAGUCCAUCACUAGGAAGUCCUUUGCUGUUUCUGUUGCUUUGCACUGUUGUUUGAAAAGCCACCAUGAUUCACAAACCUUCCCAUCAGCAUAGCAUGUUUACACAUUAUUACCAUCGUAUUUUCUUCUUUUGUCUGCUGUCAUGAAAAUGUUUUUGUCUUCUGGAAGUUUAUUUCACUUCAUGUUAUGGCAAAGCUCCAUAUCAGUACACAGGCCUGAGUGAAUUGCCCAAGUGGGGGUAAAGCAGAAGAUGGAAUAAACACACACACAGCGAAAUGAGAGUGUGGGUGUGGCCAAUCAGAUUAAACAUUCAACAAAGGCUGAAUGUAAGCGCUCAGACAGAGAACUGUGCAAACUGAGACAGAGGAAAUGGCAGCCCAACCAGUCAGCGUGCUUAUCACAGGGGCCAACAGAGGCCUGGGCCUGGAGAUGGUUAAGCAAAUGAUGGAGCCCCCCUCUCAAGUGAGAAAACUGUUUGCCUGUUGCAGGAAUCCACAUGGACCGAAGACCGAGGCCUUGCAAACUCUGGCAAAGAAGCACCCCAAAAUCAUAUCCGUCAUCCGCCUGGACGUCACUGACCUUUGUAGCAUAAAACAGGCUGCCCCACUGGUUGGCUCUCUGGUGGGGACGGGGGGUCUCAACCUGCUGAUUAACAAUGCAGGGAUCCUGGCCAAAGGCAACCUGCAGGACACCAGUCCUGAGGACAUGCAGAGUGCCUUCAACACCAAUGUCAUGGGCCCGAUGAACGUUAUUAAAGAGUUCCUGCCUCACCUACGUGCAGCAGUGAAGGCCAGUGGUAUGCCGGGGAUGUCCUGCAACAAAGCAGCCGUUGUCAACAUCUCCUCAGUUAUGGCGUCAAUGGAAUCUUUAAAACAGUCAUAUGCCUCCUUACCUGCCAUCUCCUACCGCAUUAGCAAGGCGGCUUUGAACAUGCUGACUCUGUGUGCUUCAGAGGAGCUGAAGGAGGAUGGGAUUCUGUUUUCAGUACUUCAUCCUGGCUGGGUGCGCACUGACAUGGGUGGAGAAGAGGCGGAUAUUGCUGCUCCGGAGAGUGUGCAGGGGAUACUCAGGGUGAUGGCCUCCUUGACUGAAAAGCACAAUGGAGCCUUCCUGGAUUAUAAGGGCAAGACUGUCCCCUGGUAGCUUUCAACAGUUACU
This is a messenger RNA of Thunnus maccoyii (southern bluefin tuna), 1397 nucleotides long. RefSeq names its product C-factor-like. Bases 609 to 1382 code for a protein of 257 amino acids. NCBI's taxonomy places the organism in Eukaryota, Metazoa, Chordata, Actinopteri, Scombriformes, Scombridae. The transcript is spliced from 6 exons. The record is from RefSeq and is a predicted model, not a curated record.